AUGUUCUCAAUCCUCAAGCAGAUUCCAUUUACCGUGCCCACCUCACCACAUGGAACUACGUCUACAAGAAGUGGCUUCAAGAAAGCUGACCAUCGCUCCAUGGAGGAUGCCCCUUCAAGCGGAAAAUCGGAGCCUACUUCUCCUACUGGAAAGCGACCUUCUGUGGAGAUUCCAGGAGCAUAUGCCCUUGGGAGCAUCGACCCGUCACUCUAUAAAGUGGCAGAUGAGGACGACCAUUACGACAUUCCCCCGGACCACAUUGGACGUGUUUGGUUCGCUACUGAGUAUGAACGGGAGACAGAGAAACUAAUGGUCACGCUGAUCAAAGCCAAAAACCUGCCCAGCAGAACCCAAGGAGUGGACAAUGCAUGUGAUCCUUUCAUCAUCAUCAUUAUU
Candidula unifasciata is the source of this 396-nucleotide messenger RNA. NCBI's taxonomy places the organism in Eukaryota, Metazoa, Mollusca, Gastropoda, Stylommatophora, Geomitridae. The record is from the annotation of a GenBank genome assembly.